Molecule: messenger RNA, 1386 nt
Organism: Gymnogyps californianus (California condor)
Lineage: Eukaryota; Metazoa; Chordata; Aves; Accipitriformes; Cathartidae
Gene: INIP
Product: INTS3 and NABP interacting protein
Exons: 5
Coding region: 494-808 (104 amino acids)
Biological process (GO): DNA repair
Cellular component (GO): nucleoplasm; nucleus; SOSS complex
Source: RefSeq, a predicted model, not a curated record
GGGGCUCUCCGCGUGGAAUCAGCCCGUCAGCGGCCGGGCAGAGGCGGUCUGUGGGGCCCCGCGGACCUUGGCGACCCGCAGCGGGGACAGCGGGGCCUGGCCUUCCCGGGCGCUUCUCCCCGGCCCGCUGCCGCGGUGCAAGGUCAGGCCGUUCCUCUGGGGGAGACGCAUUCUGACCGGCGUCGCUGCUCUGAACACGGUUGUCGAAUUCCUUUUUCGUUGCACUGGCGUCGCUGCUCAGGGUCCCGCAGUUCCGGGGUGUAGCUGUUUCCUCGUCUCCUGUUGAAAUCUGACUGAGACUUCUGACUGGCGUUUCCCGCAGGAUUCAGUGCUCCCAUCCCUCCCCUCCACCCGGCGGAGCUGGAGCCCUUCACCACUGCACCUCACAGCCGGGCAACCUUAAUGGAGACAGAAGUUGAUGGUGGCCCGAGGUAUUUGUGGGUUUAAAAGAUUUGAACUGCAGCUGAAUAAAACGAGGGCUGAAAAUUGAAGGAUGGCAGCAAAUCCUUCAGGACAAGGUUUCCAGAAUAAAAAUAGGGUUGCAAUCCUGGCAGAACUAGACAAGGAGAAGAGAAAGUUACUUAUGCAAAACCAGUCUUCCACAAAUCACCCUGGAGCCAGCAUUGCACUUGCAAGAUCACCGCUGAACAAGGAUUUCCGUGAUCAUGCUGAGCAACAGCACAUCGCAGCACAGCAGAAGGCUGCACUGCAGCACGCACACGCACAUUCCUCAGGAUACUUCAUAACUCAAGACUCUGCAUUUGGAAAUCUUAUUCUUCCUGUCUUACCUCGACUUGAGGCAGAAUGAGGAAUGUUGUUUCUCAGAACUGCAAGGUCCGAUUUUUGUCCAUUGCAGGAACUGUCUGACCUUUUAAUUUCUUUACUUAUCUUAAAAGCUAUUUUUUUCUGGAUUUUUGUGGUUGCUUUUUGGGAAUGUGAGCUCUAACGAUGAAAAAGCAAUGUUGUUGAACAGCGAUUUUUAUCCUGUGUUUCUGUUCCUCUGUCAGGUCAAAGUCUGAUGUACGACUUCCUUGGUGCGUAGCGCUUGCUCUUCCCUGUUUCUGUGCUUCCUUUAAAUAAAUGUCCAAACCAGAGUCAUCAAGAGAUGCACACUCUGUCAGCAUUUGUUUCUUUUUAUUUUAUACAGUUAUUAUAUUUGACUUUAAUGAAAGACAAAAGUUAAUUUUGUCCAUCAAAACAGACGUGACUUUAUCAAAUGCAUCAGUCAGUCUUUUUCUUCGUUUUUUUUUCCUGUAUGCAGGAACAUUGCUAGUGUACUGUUUGCUGUUGUAGUAUUAUCUGGUCUCAAGUGCUUAGAUAUAGUGUGCCUGCCUCUUACUUUGUUUUGUGAAAUGUGAAAAUUAAUUAAAGUGGGGGAAAAAGCAA